Messenger RNA from Ctenopharyngodon idella (grass carp), 3714 nucleotides. RefSeq names its product multimerin 2a (gene mmrn2a). Gene Ontology annotation, molecular function: protein binding. Bases 96 to 3275 code for a protein of 1059 amino acids. Lineage: Eukaryota; Metazoa; Chordata; Actinopteri; Cypriniformes; Xenocyprididae. The transcript has 8 exons. The record is from RefSeq and is a predicted model, not a curated record.
GAGUUUCCAUACGGCACAACUGAGCAACGGCUUCACAACAUCUUGUUCUCCUUUCCUUUUUGCCAGUUCCUGUGCGUUUUGAGGAGCAUACAGAUAUGGUGGUGCUGAGGUUGGUCGUAUUACUCCAGGGGCUGCUUCUUGCAGCACGGUGUGAGGUCAGAGCCAGAGACCCGGAGGUAGAGGAGGAAGAUGAGCUGAAAGACAUGUCGGAUGGUGGUGGAUGGGACCAUAGAGUUCCACUAGUAGGGUUUGGAGCACCUCAGCAUGGUGAAGGACUAAACAGGCAGAGCCCUGAUGUCUAUGGAGCUGUCCACCAUCCUCUGGGUCAUGGACACCAAGAUCCAAGCCGUGGACAUCUUUCUCCGGAUGUGCCUGAGGAAACAUCAUCUACAACUGAGAGGAAGGGCUCUCUUCCACGCACUGGGAAUUGGUGUGCGUUUGUUCACAAGCGUGCUGUUACUGUGGCAGUAUCCUGUGGAACUGAGAAAUACACCAUCAAGUCCCAGAGUCCCUGUCCUAGCGGCACCCCAGAUUGCCAGCUAGUCAUGUACAAGCUGUCCACUCGGCCAGUGUACAGAGAGAAGCAGAAAAUAUACACUGCACUGCUGUGGCGAUGCUGCCCCGGGCAUGCUGGGAAAAACUGUGAGGAGACAGUCACAGAUGGCCAUGUCUCUGAGUCUCAAGACCCCACCAUGGCAGGCAGACCACAUCCGGGAGGACUUGAAGCGACAGGCAGACGAUAUAACAAACUAAAUCAAGAGAACAGAGAGCAGAAUGAUUUCCAAAUGUUUGGCGGUCCACAGUAUGAAGCUCAACAACCUGAUUUAGAGAAUCAAACUGCAACGGAGCCCGUCGAUGAUUAUGAUCACAGCCCUCAUGCUGGCCGUGACCACCAUAACAGUCACCACUUUGAGAGGAGAGACCCUCAUGCUGUAAAUGAAGGCUUUCUUCACCCUGAUCACUACGGGCUCUUGAAAGAGGCUGUGCUGUCUCAGCUGCAACCUGUGUUGGAAAACUUCAAUCUAACCCUGGAACGGCUCUUUCAGGAGGUGCAGGGUUUGCAGCAGGACAUGGCCCAAAUCCGAUCUGAUCAGUUGCAGGGAAGGGUCGUUGAGCCUCUAGAGGUUGGUGGUGAGGAGCACAAUCUACAGGAGGCUGUUGAGGUUGAGUUGAGGGAGAGUUUACAGAAACUGGAGGAGGUGAAAGCUCAGUUUCACAACCAUCGCCAUGAGGUAGAAGCAAGGCUCCAUGCACAGCAUACCAUGUUACACUACAACCUGACAAAUUUCAAGACGGACUUAGACGUCAAAAUCAAACGUCACCAAAAGAUGUUGCAGGUAAAUCUCCAGUCUCUGAACACAUCAAUGUCUGAAGUGAUACAAGAGCAAGAGAGGCUGGACGAGGAAUUUCAGAAGAUUCGGCCUGAAAAUAAGGUUGAUCCCAUACAGAGUCAGUCUCAUGAUAGCACAGCUGUCUGGGAGGCCAUCACGCGUCUGGAUAACAAAGUCAUCAACAACACAGUGGUACUUAGUGCCUUGAUUGAAGGCCACGAACAAGUGACUGCAAACAUCAAGGACCUCCAGAAUGGUUGGAGAGAACUGGACAAUAAAAUAGUCCAGACUGGCCGCAACAGCCAGAUUCAGUUUAUGGAGACUGGUUUGGAGGUGGAGGCAGCGAAGGUAGCAGUCCUUGACCGUAUUAAUGAGCUGAGCAGCAACAUUAGCCUUCUCCAGCAAGCCCUGCAGGAGAUGGAAACCGAUGUUGACUAUCUUUUUACAGAGUAUUACAAGAAUAUAAGUUCAGCAAGAGGGGAAUGUGACUGUAUCGCUCUUGGAGUAUCUGUGACGCAGUUGGAACAAACUGUAGCUAAUGUGAUGGCGAUAGCGAAUGAAAACAAGUUGUCACAGGAGCGUGAGGUGCAAGAGAUGUUGGACAAUCGGGACAAUGGCGCUUGGGUCCCAUCUGUGGAAGACCUCAAACUAGGGCUACUGAAUGUGCAACGGUCCCUUUCUUUUGAGCAGGAAAAGAGCAGAAUGUUACAGCACAAUGUGACUCAGCUCCUGACCUCUUUCCUGGACAGCAAGCAGGAUAUUAAAACACUCCAGAAGCAGAACAGGACCACUUUCGAGAAGAUCGAGCACCUAAGUAGCAUUUUCGACACCUUGCUUCAGGAUGCCGUUCGUCACUCGGAGGUGCUACAGAUUUUGCUUGGGGAAGAGGUGCUGGAGUUCAUACGCAGGACCAGAAACGGUUCUCAUCAGGACCAGAAACGUUACUCUAUACCAGAAUUGAGGGAAAGCAUUAGAGUCAUGCAAGAGCAGAUCAAUAAACACAGCCCCAGCUUAGCCUCAAUGGUGAACUCUGCUACCCCUCAGGUGACGGCAGCAGAUGAGCCCUCUGUGCUUGCAGACUGGGCCUCGGUGGGCACCAAAAGGAGACAUGGGGAUGAAAGAUUUGACCUCUCCGAGGAACUGCCGGAGUACUCUGAUGAUGACUUCUGGACAUUAGAGAAAACGGUAAAAGAGCUUGGAGCUCACAUCAAACAGCUUGAGGAAUAUCAAUGCCCUUCUUGCUGCAACUGCAAUAAAACUGCUACCACUGGUGGUGUGGAGGUGAAACUGCAGUCCGAGGUGGAUACUUUGCGUAAGGACCUCGAGACCCACCUUGGAGUUUUUAACAGCAUUUUCAGUAACACAGAGGGACUUGCUGACUCUGGGGUGUCGGUGGAUUUGGAUGAAUUGUCAGCUUUGAUGAAGAGAAAGGAAGCAAAGCAACAAAACAAGAAACAAAAGAGAGCAGACAAAAGAGCUGUUCAGACAGGAGACCAAGUGUAUUUCCGCAGCAAGAGAGAUGCAUCUCUGGAGUCUGCAGUGCUUCGUCAGCUCCCAGAUAGUCCAAUUAUGUUCCUGGCCAGCAGUACAGAAGGUGCUAAUGGAUCUGGCACAAUCCUUUUUGAAAGCGUGGCCCUAAAUCAUGGACAGCUAUACUCACCAAAAACAGGCAUAUUUCGUGCUCCUACUUCUGGUGUCUAUCUCUUUGUGGUGACACUUGACUUUGGACCAGGUCCCUCUCUGGCUCAAUUAAAGAGAGGUGGAGAGGUAGCUGCCUCCUUAAGGCAGAACCCGAGGAAGUUGGGUGCACCUGCAACACGUGUCUGCAUCCUGCAGAUGGAGCAAGGAGAGGAACUCCGUCUAGAGCUGGUGCAGGGAACUAUAGAGCGCAACAACCCACAAGAUAACACAUUUGCUGGCCUACUAAUGCUGCAGACCACCUGAGAACAUGCGACACUCUAAAGGUGAAAGACUGAAAGAAACUCUUUUUUUUUUUGCACUGCCCAUCAUUUAAAUUUUUCUUUCAGGAUCUGAGAAACUAAAAUAACAGCUCAUGUUGUUAAUAAUAGGGACAGGUUAUUGAGACAUGGAGCAAGAUUUAGAUGAUGUGGCCCUGUCUGGUGGAAUAGCAGAAGUCUUACAUUUGGCUUCAAUGUGACAACUACAUUAUAUUCCUUACAUGCGCUGUGCCCUAAACAGAUUUCAAAAUAUUGUACUUUUUCAGUAAAAUAUAAGACACACCAAAAACACAGAAAAAAAAAUUGUGUACUAAAAUUAUAUAUUUUUUAAAAGAUUACAUGGACAAAUAUUAUACAGAGUAUGAGGCCUACUUAUAAGGUACCCUUUCAACAUGGGGCUGAAUAAACCAAAACAUUUUUCCGAA